CGGUAACGAAUGUACAGAGGUCUGCUGUCGCACUUACGUUUCACUUACACACACAGCAGUAAGCAAUUUAAAACAAAUCCGACGCAGGUUAACCUAUUCCCUAUUGACCAGGUCAGAGUCUCUCUGGGUGCCCACUUCAUCAACAAAAGGACCAAGACCAACGACGCCCAAGUGACGAAAAACAUCCGCCGAAUCAAAAUCCACAAAAAAUACAACUGGGUCAAAACGGGGGAUGGGCUCGAGUAGUUCAACAUCGUCUGGUGGCGGAAACAAACACACCGGUAAAUUGUAUUUCGAUCCUGAAGCGGAUUAGUCCGAGGGAAAGGACUAUUUCAUAACGGAUGCCGAACUGCGUGAGAGACUUGGCCAAUUGGUGGAUGACACAAAGAAGAUUUUAGAGGUGAAGUAUUACUCUCAUCCGCUUUACGGAUGGCAGAUCAUGCAAAACUUGCUCCAUCACGCGUACAUCGUCUUCAAAACGCAGAGCUGGUGGUGGUCCAUCGAGAAAAACGAACUUGGCGUCACCAUUCAACGGUCGAAGAAAAUCGAAUUCGUUCGCGACACGUUCCGCAGACAAGAUCGCACGACGGAUUUAUUUGGAGGCGGAAUAAUAUGCGAGAAGAAAUUCAAAGGGAGUCACACUUUGCAAGAGCUCAUUUCUCACAUUUAUGCAAAGAACUAUACUUGAAUGAAGAUGACAAACAUCUUAGCCAAUGCGUCGCCUUGUACACAUUACACAGCCAAGAUCCUUAAAACUAGCUAAUAUAAACUGCGUUGCAGUCUAAUACAAUUUCGAAGCAAUGAAACGUAAUAAAAUGCACCAACAAUCAGAGAAGGAUUUUAGAAAUGAUAAGACCGACCACAAUUAUUUCCUUUCGAAUUUUUUCGGGGUAGAAAUUUCCGGGAAAUGUCUCGCGGUCUAUAUUUAUUCAAAAAGUGGAGGUGCAGAGAUUCUUAUUCAGCGGCCAACUAAAUAAGUUUGCAGCAAAUUUCGACGGGAGUAAUUUACAUUUCUUAAUUUUACGUACAACAGUCUUGUUUCUGCGUCAGAGCUUGUUGAAGCCUUCCAGCGCUAUCGUCUUUUCUUUUUAUUGUGCAGCAUCAACGAAUUAAGACGGAAAUGGCCCAGCGUAUCCAGUCAAGACCCGCCAUUCUAUUUUUAAUAUCCAGUUUGCUGUUUUUUAACUCCUGCCCAUCUAGCGGAAACCGUGUCCAGAAAACAACCGGAUAUGAAUGGUGGGCACCGGAACAAUCAGAGGCAAGUGACAGCCAAAUGUUGAGAAUGGUUAACAGUGACGUCACUAAAGAGAACGAGUACCCCUACAUGGUGGCGAUAAUCGAGUACGAUCCUGAAACCGAAUCUCACACACACUUUCACUGCGGGGGAUCGUUGCUUAGUCCAACUCACGUCUUGACAGCUGCCCACUGCAUGUUCGUUAACGACACCACCCAGAAAAUGAAAACGGAUCAGAUCCAAGUCUUGUUGGGGGUCCACUUCUUCAACCAAACGACGACCGACGCCCAGUUGAGGAGAAAAGUCCGCAGGAUUAAAACCCACGAGAAAUACGAUCCCGACAACUGGUACAACAACGACAUCGCCAUCCUGACGCUGGACUCGCCCGUCAAGUUCACCGAGACCAUCUCGCCCGUUUGCUUGCCUCCGCAAGGAUCCAACGACCAAUACGAAGGCGAAUUGGCCAUCGUCAAAGGAUGGGGGGCUACGGGAGAGGAUGAAGGGGUUUCGGAAGUCCUCCUUCACUCCAUCAAGAAGAUCAUCUCCAACUCGCAAUGUCAGAAAAUUCACGCAGAAGCCAAAAUCACCACCCGGAUGAUGUGCGCCUACCGACCUGGCAAAGACUCUUGCCAAGGGGAUAGCGGAGGUCCAAUGGUCAUCGAAACAAACGACCUCGACGAAAACAACACAAUCGACGCUACUAAUAAACCGGUUGGGAAUCGCAAAAAGGAUUGCCAAUGGAUUCAGGUCGGCAUCGUCAGCUGGGGAGACGGAUGUGCGAGAAAGGGGAUACCUGGCGUUUAUGCUAGAGUGACAUCGUUCUUGCCCUGGAUCAAGAAAGAAAUGAUGCCUAUGAAAUCCAAAUUGAAGUAUAGAAUUAAUACGAUUGGACGCAUUCGAAAUAAUUAAUUGGAUUCUUUCUCAAUCCUUGUAUCAGCAACUAUAUCGUUGAGAUCUGUCGUAUAAAACAAGCAAAGUCACGUC
Messenger RNA from Daphnia pulicaria, 2218 nucleotides. Its product is annotated as chymotrypsinogen 2-like. The record is from RefSeq and is a predicted model, not a curated record. The transcript is spliced from 9 exons. Bases 1121 to 2143 code for a protein of 340 amino acids. Gene Ontology annotation, molecular function: serine-type endopeptidase activity. Gene Ontology annotation, biological process: proteolysis. Lineage: Eukaryota; Metazoa; Arthropoda; Branchiopoda; Diplostraca; Daphniidae.